AUGGCCAGCCUUCAAAGUCGAAGGACACUUCAAAGACUUUUUAGUCAAUAUAUCAGAGGAAGACAAAAUCCAAUCAGACAAAAUCAUUCCUCAGAAGGUAUUCAGCACAUUGAUAAGAUACUCAUUGCAAAUCGAGGCGAGAUAGCUUGCCGUGUUAUACGUACUGCACGUCGACUUGGGAUCAGGACAGUUGCUGUUUACAGUGAUGCAGACAAAGACUCAUUACAUGUUUCUAUGGCAGAUGAGGCCUAUAACAUUGGCCCUCCAGCAGCCACACAAAGUUACUUACGUCAGGAUAAAAUUAUGGAUGUUGUGAAAGCAUCUGGGGCACAGGCUAUACAUCCAGGAUAUGGAUUCUUGUCUGAAAAUACAGAAUUUGCAGAAUUAUGUGGCAAAGAGGGUGUGGUGUUUAUCGGACCCCCUGCCUCAGCCAUUAGAGAUAUGGGCAUCAAAAGUACAUCCAAAUCCAUUAUGUCUGCUGCUGGUGUCCCAAUCAUUGAGGGUUACCAUGGAGAGGACCAAUCAAACACCACACUUGCUGCUGAGGCUGCUAAAAUUGGCUACCCUGUCAUGAUCAAGGCUGUGAGAGGAGGUGGAGGAAAAGGUAUGAGGAUUGCCCAUAGUCCAGAGGAGUUUGAAUCACAGCUGGAAUCAGCUCGAGCUGAGGGGCUGAAAUCAUUCGGUGAUGAUGUCAUGCUGUUAGAAAAAUUUGUAGAAACACCAAGACAUGUAGAGGUACAGGUGUUUGGAGACAAACAUGACAAUUAUGUAUAUCUGUUUGAACGUGACUGCAGUGUACAACGACGACACCAGAAAAUUAUUGAAGAGGCACCUGCUCCUGGGCUGUCUGAUGAAGUAAGAAGAUCUUUGGGUGAAGCAGCAGUGCGGGCUGCAAGGGCUGUCAACUAUGUUGGAGCAGGCACUGUUGAGUUUAUUAUGGACAAACACCAGAAGUUCUUCUUUAUGGAGAUGAACACAAGACUACAGGUGGAGCACCCUGUUACUGAGAUGAUUACUGGUACAGACCUGGUGGAGUGGCAGAUCAGGGUUGCUAGUGGAGAGAAAAUUCCUGUGGAACAGAAAGACAUACAGUUCAAAGGUCAUGCUUUUGAAGCACGUAUUUAUGCUGAGGACCCUAACAACACCUUCAUGCCAGGGGCAGGGCCAUUGCUACAUCUGACCACACCCUCUCCUGAUGAGAAUACCAGGAUUGAUACAGGUGUCAGACAAGGUGAUGAAGUGUCUGUUCACUAUGACCCAAUGAUUGCCAAGUUAGUGGUUUGGUCUGAGGACAGAGGUUCUGCUCUACGUCGCAUCAAGUCUGCCCUUGCUGAUUACCAUGUGCUUGGUUUGAGUACAAAUAUCCAGUUUCUGAUGGACCUUGCAGACAACCGGCACUUUGAGGCAGCUGAUGUGCAUACGGACUUCAUUCCACAGCACUAUAACGAACUUUUUCCUGAGAGAACAGUAUCUGAUACAGCCUUAUGUCAGGCAGCUGUUUCCCUAGUAAUACAAGAGGCUGACAAAGCCAAGGACAGAUGUGUUAAUACACUAGAUCCAUUUUCACCUUUCACGAUGUGUACAGCUGUUAGAAUAAACUCACCACCAACAAGAAAAAUUGUCUUGCAGGAUGGAGAUCAAAAAGUAGAGAUAAUUGUACAGUCAAACAGUGAAGGCUCUUACACCAUCAAAAUUAAAAACAAGCAGUACAAUGUGACUGCCACGCAGCGUAAAGAGGCUGACGAGAUGAAGAUUACAUGUAACAUUGACGGGAAAUUCUCUAGUGCUCACAUUGUACAGAUGGGCUCCUCCAUUCACAUUUUCUCUCUGGAUGGCAGACAAGACUUGGCCCUGCCUGUACCUGAAUAUUUGGGUGCAUCAGGGGCCAAAGCCAAGACUGGGGAUCCUAUAGCCCCAAUGCCUGGAGUCAUAGACAAGGUUAUGGUGAAACCUUCGGACAAUGUGGAGAAGGGACAGCCAAUGGUCAAGAUGAUAGCAAUGAAAAUGGAGUAUGUCAUCAAUGCACCAUCAGCUGGAGUGGUAGAAAAGGUGUUCUUCAAAGAAGGUGAAACUGUAUCAAAGGGUUCAGUUCUAGUCCAUAUCAAAUCCAGCUCAGAGGAGGAAGAGGCAGAGUAAAGUCAUGAAAUAAUUAUGUUAAUUCAUAGUAUGGAAAUGUGGAAAUUAAAUCGCUUAUUAUCAUACUACUCUUGUGUAGGUAUUUGUGAACCUUUUUGGUCAUUUGAGAUUUACAAGACACUUUGCUGGAUCAAAUGUUUUCAAAGAUCUACCAGAUCCUGCAGACUCCCACUGGUAGGAAAGGUCAGUUCAUGAAUGGUUGUUUAAUUUUAUUUUCAAACAUUAAACAAUAGUCAUAGUUUCCUGUGUUUUCAAAAAUGUUUGUGAUAGUAUAACUUUUUUCAUUGAUACAGUUCACAUGGUAAGACAAAUACAUUUCCACCCUCUUACCUAAUGUGUCAUAUAUGAAUAGUUACUUUGAUAGACUGACUGACAAUAGUGUGAUUAAUUCUGUUAAUAAGAACAAUCUAUAAUGACUGUAUAUACUGUAGUUGAAACUUAAUGUCAUCUCAGGUAUAUUUUGUUUUUAAUUUGACUAUAAACUCUUAAGAACUGUGUUUUUUAAUCAAUAAUUUGGUUUUUGGAUUUUUUAAAGGGACAUUCCACCCAAUUUGCAAAUUUCUUGCUGUUCUGUACUGUUUAAGAACUCAUUGGACAGGUGAAAUUGUUGGGAAUACUCCCAGCCAAAAAAACAAAAUAGCGUAUCAGAAACCUGGAAUUAAAAGGACACAGGAUCAUAGAUUUUAUGGUGUGUGGUACACAUAAUUACUCAAGGGAAUACUGUUCACAAAAUGUUCAGCUGGUGUUACAAUUUGUUUUUGACUUCUUUAGACUUACUUUCUGUUGAUUUUAUAAUUUACAUUUUCAUUCUCUUCAGCUUAUAACAACGCAAACCUGUUAUGACUCAAUCAGAGCUGCACAAACAUUUAAAAAUCAAUUUAGACAGAUCUAUAAAGAAUCCUGGAAAUAAGAUAACAUAUGUUUGUUUAAAUAGUAAAUUGAAGUGUAUGAUUUCUAUAAAAACAUCAGUAGAUAAUUUUGUACAGUAUUCUAAGCAUCUUAUGACAUCCUAACUUGUAUGGAAUAUCCCUUUAAUGUUGUUGUAGUAUGAAGUGUUCAAAUUUGACUGAUGGGAUUAAAAAAUUCCUGAUGAUUUAGUCCAAUGUUAAAUUAAACAUUAACAUAUGAUGAAUUUAAAUUUUAAGAAAAUUGGCAGAUUAUCAAAGUAUUAUGAAGAAAUUAAUUUUGUUUGAUGUGAAACUCAAUUUGCUAUCUUAUGUUUGUGAUGUAUACAAAUAUAUGAUAUACAAAAGAGUAGGAAAAGACAAACUAAAUAAAUUGGUAGUAUAGGGUCUGGAUAUAUAAUAAGGAUGAGUUAUUAGUUUCAUCGAAUAAUUGCAUACCUUUCAUGUUUUUCUUUUCCCCUAUUUCAGGACAUAGCAAUGAUUAUAAAGACAAAUUCUGUGAAAUAAAUUCAAUUUAAUAAAUAUGAAUAAAAUUGUUCUGUUGAACAUUUGUAAGCUCAAUACAAAGGUGUCAUGUUUUUAUGCUCCCCAGAAAUUGUUUAAGGGAGUAUAUAGUCACCGCCUUGUAUCAUAUUUUUUUUGUUUAUUUUUAUUUCAUUUCUUCAGAAAUUAUUUAUAUUAGAAUAUAUCAGAUGAUAUUCAACUUUGUUUAUUUUGAAGGGAGACACCAUUAUCAGCACUUACCCUAAUUAAUUAGAAUGACGACAGUUUCAUUUCUGACAAUGAUUCACCUAUUGAAGAAGUUCUGUUUAAUUCUGUAGGAAUAUUUUGUUGUUGUUUAGAACAAAGAGAAACUGUUGUUACAUCUUUAAUAUCUUAUUUAUGUGUGGAUGGCUUUAUGACAUUUGUAAAUAAGUAAAUAUAUUUGCAUAUAUUUGUGUAGCAUGAUAAAUGAACAAUGGGUGUUUGAAUAUAUUUGAUACUCAACAUUUUUUUGUUUUGUUUUCAAAAUGAAUAUUUUUGAAAUGUGUGAUAUACAAUGUAAAAAGUAA
Messenger RNA from Ylistrum balloti, 4093 nucleotides. RefSeq names its product methylcrotonoyl-CoA carboxylase subunit alpha, mitochondrial-like. Bases 1 to 2136 code for a protein of 711 amino acids. NCBI's taxonomy places the organism in Eukaryota, Metazoa, Mollusca, Bivalvia, Pectinida, Pectinidae. Gene Ontology annotation, cellular component: mitochondrion. Gene Ontology annotation, molecular function: metal ion binding; methylcrotonoyl-CoA carboxylase activity; ATP binding. The transcript is spliced from 17 exons. The record is from RefSeq and is a predicted model, not a curated record.